This is a messenger RNA of Homalodisca vitripennis (glassy-winged sharpshooter), 1382 nucleotides long. RefSeq names its product RB1-inducible coiled-coil protein 1-like. Gene Ontology annotation, cellular component: Atg1/ULK1 kinase complex; extrinsic component of membrane; phagophore assembly site membrane. NCBI's taxonomy places the organism in Eukaryota, Metazoa, Arthropoda, Insecta, Hemiptera, Cicadellidae. Gene Ontology annotation, biological process: autophagosome assembly; positive regulation of protein phosphorylation; piecemeal microautophagy of the nucleus. The annotation marks the transcript as partial. The transcript is spliced from 7 exons. Gene Ontology annotation, molecular function: molecular adaptor activity; protein kinase binding. The record is from RefSeq and is a predicted model, not a curated record.
GCUAUGGAUAUGAAUUCCCGAAAAGCCAACAUGCUGGGAGACACAUCCAUUCUGCCAGACCUGUGCAUGAGUCACCGGCGCCAGUUAAUUAUAAUGCAGAGAAACCAUGGGAAAAUCAUGGAGAUUAACUGGCGCGUGGAUCAUGCAAAGAGGGAGAUGAUCAAGAUCCUGAAUGGACGUUUGAAAUGGACAUACAGUGUUCAGUGCCAGAUGGCAGCAUUAUUAGAACACACUCACAUGAGUUCCUCCGGGUUGGCGACACUGAAGGAAAAGCUAAACUUAGUUCAGCAGAUCCACACUGUCCCUAGGCUCUAUUUCACAGCUGUGGAAGAAGUCGUACGCAGGAGAAAAUUCUCUUGUACAUUUCUUAAGUGGGCCAAUGGAAUCUCUAGUCAACUAAGCUCAAUUCAUGCAGCUGAAGUUGACAAACGUGAGCUCUUCCAGGCCCUAUUUAAAGACCACAUUUUGAGCAGUCUCUUUCCUGGACUACAAGACUUUCCUCCACCUUUUGCAACCCAGGCUCCAGAGCCAUUUGAUACCAAACUACCCAAGCUGGAAUUAGACAAUGUAAAGAUGCUAAAUGAAGAUAUGAUCCCAGAUUUUUCCACACCAGUUUCUUUGCCUGAUUUUAAAGCCCUUUCUCAGUUCUUUCAGUCAAACUGUAUUAUAAGCCCAAAGAAACCAAAGGAGGAGGAAUGCUUGUUGGAAGAAGAGAGAGCAAUAGAACAACCCUUGGAGAGCCAACCCUCUGGACCUGAACUGGAAUUAAUAAACUCGCUAGAGUAUACCGAGAAUAGAGUAGAUUGCAAGGAAGAUCAGGAAGUGAGUCAGCUGCACCAGACGAAGGAGCAAGUACAGAAAUUCAUAGCCACCGUGAGGAAUGAUCUUGGUUCGUUGAAGGAAUGCCUUCACAGUGAGCACAAUCACGUCCACAGCCUACUGCAGCAGUUGACCAGUGCAUACCGCAGUGAGGCGGACAUCAAGGAUCAACAUAUCUAUGAGCUGAGACAGGAGGUGGCCUGUCAAGAAGCGGAAAUUGAAGACUUGCGGAAACAACUGGCAAGGAGUCUGGAGGCAGAAAAAAGGGAGAGGGAAGAGAGACAGCAGGAGGAGGCCGCAAGGAACCAGGCAGUGAGUGAGGUCAAGAGACAGCUGAUCCAGGAUCACGAUCGAGAGAUGGCAGCUGCUCGCACUCGCUUCCGCCUUGUGGCCACAGCCACAUCGAUGACCGCAGCUAUAUUAAGUUCAUUUUGGAGUGGAUGGGUGUAAGUGUCAAUUAAUUAUCUAAACACAAAAAACUGUUGCUUAAAAAGUAUCGACAAUGUCAAGAAAAUUCAAUUCCUUUGCCUUUGGUUGACAAGAUGCCCAGUAAUAUGAAAAAG